AUCCCAUUCCCUUUUUGCUAACUAGCUGUGUCUUCAGAGUUGUCUACAUCUUUCCAAGAACAGCACAAGAUGAACAAGGUUGAACAGAAAUUCCAGGAGUUAGUGUCAUUUAACGACGUGACUGUGGGCUUUACCCAGGAAGAAUGGCAGCACCUGGACCCUAGCCAGAGGUCCCUGUAUAGAGAGGUGAUGCUGGAGAACUACAGUCACCUUGUCUCUGUGGGGUAUUGUGUGACCAAGCCAGAGGUGAUCUUCAGGCUAGAGCAAGGAGAGGAACCAUGGAUAUUGGAGGCAGAAUUCCCAAGCCAGAGCUUCCCAGAACUUUGGAAAGCUGAUUAUCUGAAGGAGCAGAGCCAAGAAGAUUUGUGGAAAGUUGUAUUCAUCAGUAACAAAAUGCUGAUGAAGGAACAAGGUAAUAUAAUAGGAAGGCCAUUUGACUUGGACAUAGAUUCUUUUCCUUCCAAGAAAAUACUCUGUCAGUGUGACUCAGAAGGAAGAAGUUUCAACAAUAUUUCCAAAUUGAUUAUUAGUAGGAAAAAGUACUUAAGAAAAAAGCCUGAUGAACUUAAUGCCUGUGGGAAAUUGCUACUCAAAAUUAAACAUGAGAAAACUCAUACUAGAGAGAAAAUUGAAUUUUUUAGAAAUAGGAGUACUUUCAGCCAUUACAAGGGAGAGAAGAUUCAAACCUUAGAGCAAACUUCUGAGUAUAAUAUAUAUCAGGAAACCUUCCUUGAAAAGACAAUAUUCAACACAUACAAGAGAGAGAACAUGGAAGAGAAUUACUGUGAAUAUAGUGAAUAUGGGAGAAUUUUUUGUGGUAAUUCAUCUCUCUUGUUCCCUCACAUAUCUACUUCAAAGGAGAAUCACUAUGGAUUUAGUGAUUAUGAGAAAUCCUGUAGGAAGCUAACCUCUUUCAAAUAUGAUGGGCUACCUGUAAAACACUGUGAUGAAUAUAAUCAAAAUGGGAAUAACUUCAGGAGGAGAUUAUGUCUCUCACAACUUCAGAAAACUGAUAAAGGAGAGAAAGACUUUGAAUGUAAUGAAUGUGGGAAAGCAUUUUGGGAGAAGUCACACCUCACUCGACAUCGGAGGGUACAUACAGGAGACAAACACUUUCAGUGUAAUGAAUGUGGAAAAACUUUCUGGGAAAAAUCAAACCUCACUAAACAUCAGAGAUCUCACACUGGAGAGAAACCCUAUGAAUGCAAUGAAUGUGGGAAAGCCUUUAGUCACAAAUCGGCCCUCACACUACACCAGAGAACGCAUACAGGGGAAAAACCCUAUCAGUGUACUGCAUGUGGGAAGACUUUUUACCAGAAGUCAGACCUCACUAAACAUCAGAGAACACAUACGGGGCUGAAACCUUAUGAAUGUUAUGAAUGUGGGAAGUCCUUUUGUAUGAAUUCACAUCUUGUAGUACAUCAAAGAACUCACACAGGCGAGAAACCCUUUGAAUGCCUGGAAUGUGGGAAAUCCUUUUGUCAAAAGUCACAUCUUACUCAACAUCAGAGAACGCAUAUAGGGGAUAAACCCUAUGCAUGUAAUGCUUGUGGGAAAACUUUCUAUCAUAAAUCAGUACUUACCAGGCAUCAGAUAAUUCAUACAGGAUUGAAACCUUUUGAAUGUUAUGAAUGUGGGAAAAACUUCUGCUUAAAGUCAGACCUCACAGUACAUCAGAGAACUCACACAGGAGAGAAACCCUUUGCAUGUCCUGAAUGUGGCAAAUUCUUCAGCCAUAAGUCAACCCUUUCUCAACAUUAUAGAAUACAUACGGGAGAGAAACCGUAUGAAUGUCAUGAAUGUGGGAAAAUUUUUUACAAUAAAUCAUACCUAACUAAACAUAAUAGAACACAUACAGGGGAGAAACCCUAUGAAUGCAGUGAAUGUGGAAAAACGUUUUGCCAGAAGUCACAGCUCACUCAGCAUCAGAGAAUUCACUUAGGGGAGAAGCCCUAUAAAUGUACUGCAUGUGGGAAAGCUUUCUGCCAUAAGUCAGCUCUAAUUGUACACCAGAGAACCCAUACAGAAGAAAAGCCCUAUAAAUGUAAUGAAUGUGGGAAGUCUUUCUGCGUGAAGUCAGGACUUAUUUUACAUCAAAGAAAACACACAGGAGAGAAGCCCUAUGAAUGUAAUGAAUGUGGGAAAUCCUUUAGUCACAAAUCAUCCCUUACAGUACAUCACAGGGCUCAUACAGGGGAGAAAUCUUGUGAGUGUAAUGAAUGUGGAAAAAUAUUUUAUCGUAAAUCAGACCUUGCUAAACAUCAGAGAUCACAUACUGGGGAGAAGCCCUAUGAAUGUAAGGUAUGUGGGAAAACCUUCUCUCAAAAGUCAAACCUCAUUGUACAUCAGAGGACACACACAGGAGAAAAAUCUUAUGAGAUAAAAUAAAUAUUUGAAAUAUUUAGCCACAAAUCAGUUGACAAUACAAAAUAUCAAAACUGCAGAAAGCUCUGUUGACAUCCUAAAUUAUAGUAACCUUUAUCCACAAAUUGGCUUUACUUUAUUCCAGAGUAAUGAUGGAGGAUAAACUCAACAAAUUUAGGAUGGCCUUUGU
Messenger RNA from Marmota flaviventris (yellow-bellied marmot), 2554 nucleotides. RefSeq names its product zinc finger protein 33B (gene Znf33b). NCBI's taxonomy places the organism in Eukaryota, Metazoa, Chordata, Mammalia, Rodentia, Sciuridae. Gene Ontology annotation, biological process: regulation of DNA-templated transcription. The record is from RefSeq and is a predicted model, not a curated record.